Molecule: messenger RNA, 2245 nt
Organism: Physeter macrocephalus (sperm whale)
Lineage: Eukaryota; Metazoa; Chordata; Mammalia; Artiodactyla; Physeteridae
Gene: GPX7
Product: glutathione peroxidase 7
Biological process (GO): response to oxidative stress
Molecular function (GO): glutathione peroxidase activity
Source: RefSeq, a predicted model, not a curated record
AUGCAGUUUUCCACCUCCCUUUCCCUACCUAGUCGCUGCAUCCUGGAGCGAGGAGCCUCAUUGAAACGAAUUCCGGUCUCAGUGGGCAGAAUCCUGAAACCAUGGCUCUAGGGUCUGGGAAGGGGCGCGGAGUCCAACGCUCCCGCAGUACAGAUGGGGAGACUGAGGUCCAGAGCCCGGCGGUCCAGAGCCCGGCGGUCCACCGCCCGCGUAGAAGAAGGGGGCGCGUCCUGCCCGGCUGGCCGCUUGGAGCCGGGGCCGCCUCCGCCCGCCCCCCGCGCCCGUGACCCCAGCCCUGCCUUUGCCCUUGCCACGCCGCCUGCUCGGGAGCGAGUCAUGGUGGCGGGACUGGCGGCAGCAUGGCUGCUCCUGGCGGCUGCUGCCUGCGCGCAACGGGAGCAGGACUUCUACGACUUCAAGGCGGUCAACAUCCGGGGCAAGUUGGUGUCUCUGGAGAAGUACCGCGGCUCGGUGUCCCUGGUGGUGAACGUGGCUAGCGAGUGUGGCUUCACAGACCAGCACUACCGGGCCCUGCAACAGCUACAGCGGGACCUGGGGCCUCACCACUUCAACGUGCUUGCCUUUCCCUGCAACCAGUUUGGCCAGCAGGAGCCCAACAGCAACAAGGAGAUCGAGAGCUUUGCCCGCCACACCUACAGUGUCUCUUUCCCCAUGUUUAGCAAGAUCACAGUCACCGGCACUGGUGCCCACCCUGCCUUCAAGUACCUGAUCCAGACUUCUGGAAAGGAGCCCACCUGGAACUUCUGGAAGUACCUAGUGGCCCCAGAUGGAAAGGUGAUAGGGGCUUGGGACCCAACCGUGUCGGUGGAGGAGAUAAGGCCCCAGAUUGCAGCUCUUGUGAGGAAGCUCAUCCUGAAGAAGCGAGAAGACUUAUAACUACUUUCCCUCCUCUCCCAAAGCAAACUCAAAUGGUGCUACAAGGGAGAGACUACUGACUCUCCUUCCUCCAUCUUAUCCCACCUACCCCAUCACUCCUGUCUGGGGAAAAUUCUAGUAGUUUGAUUAUUUGAUCUUAGAGCAACCUGUAAGAACCCCUGACCAGUGACAGCUCUUGACCAGUGACUCAACAACCAAUAAGAACCUCUAGCCCAUGAAAACAUGUGGCAAAUAGAGGUACAAGCAAUAAUCUCCUACCUGUUAUGAACUCUCUAAAAUGAGGCCAAUUCCUACCUCACAGGGCUGUUGUGAGUAUGAGGAUGAAAGGCCUAUGAAAGUGCCUAGGGCAGUGCCAGCUAACUAGGAGGCAUUCAAUAAAUUUUUUGCAUAUGAACCAAAAAAUAAGUUGUGAUCAAUAAAAACUUGAACCCAACAUGAAUUUCCAGCCAUGAGAAUCCAAGCCAAACAUUUGUUGUUGUUGUUGUUGUUUUCCUGUGUAUUUUUUUCAAUUACAAAAGUAAUACAAAUUCAUUGUAAAAUAAGAUGAUACAAAAUAAAAAUGAAACUAUCCCUCUCAUUUCCUAUAUGGUCACUCCCUGGAGGUAAACACUGUUAGCAGUUUGGUACCAAGUCUUCUCAGACUUUUUUUUAUCAAGCCUAUCACUAUUGCCCAAUAAGCAUUCACUGACCAAAAGUACACUACAAACAGGCAAAGGAUAAGAACAGAUAAUUCACAGAAAAAUAGAGACAGAUAAUGAGGAUAUGAAAAGAUGUUCAGCCUCAUUCAAGUUGGAAAGAUUUUGUUAAAUGAUAAUACCUGUCAUUGGUGAGGAUGUGGGGAAAUGGGCAUUCGCAUAAGCUGUCGGUGGAACAACAAACUGGCACAAGUUUUUAGAGGAUGACUUGUCAAUAUCUUUUAAAACAAAAUGUUUAUAUGCUUUGAUCCACCAUUUCUCCUUUUAAAAGACUCCCAAACUGUGCAAAUAUGUGUGUACAAUAAUAUGUAUGUACAUUGUUCAUAAUGGUGAAAAUUUGAUGCAAUCCUUGUGUCCAUCAGUAUGGUUUGGUAAAAAAUUAUGGUACAAAUCCAAAUGAUAAUAAUAACUAAUACAGGGCUUCCCUGGUGGGGCAGUGGUUAAGAAUCCUCCUGCCAAUGCAGGGGACACAGAUUCGAGCCCUCGUCCGGGAAGCUCCCACAUGCUGUGGAGCAAUUAAGCCCAUGUGCCACAACUACUGAGCCUGCGCUCUACAGCCCGUGAGCCACAACUGCUGAGCCCGUGUGCCACAACUACCGAAGCCUGUGCACCUAGCGCCCGUGCUCCACAACAAGAGAAGCCACCGCAAUGAG